AUGCAGAAACGUCCUGUACUUGUAACCGAAGAUGACGUCAAAUCAUUGAUUGAAUGGAAUCCAUUGUUUGAUGCCAUAAAGGGAGUCAUGAUGGAUGUUUCUCUUAAAUCCAAUUCUACGGAUAAUUUAAUCGUACAACCAGCAAGAAGUUUUAUGAAAAUCCCUCAUAAAAAUGCCGUCAUGUUGAUGAUGCCCGGUUUAAGUGAACGAAACAAAGUAUUGUCAUGUAAAAUCGUCACAUCGUUUGUCGACAAUCCAUCAAAAUAUAAUUUACCCAGCAUAAUGGCGAACGUUUUCGUUUUCGAUACUCAUACUGGUAAGUUAAAAGCAGUUUUGGAAGGUACAACAAUCACAGAAUGGAGAACGGCUGCUGCUUCUGCGGUUGCCACUCAUUAUUUAAAACCUGAGGCUGGUAAAAAUGAGACUUUAGCUGUUAUAGGAGCAGGUGCACAAGGUAGAAUUCACAUAAUUGCAUUUAAACAUUUUUUCAAUUUUAAAAAAGUUAAUUUAUGGAACAGAACGCAUAGUAAAGCCUUAAAAUUGGCCGAAGAUCUUAAAAAUCAAUAUGAUAUUGACAUUGAAGUAUUUGAUAAUAUCGAUGAUUGCGUGAGAGAUGCUGAUGUUAUUGUUACGGCGACAUAUUCAUCAAAUCCUUUACUCAAAUUAAAUCAAAUAAAAAAAAAUGUUAUUAUUAACGCCAUUGGUGCAGGUAUCAAACAUCACUGCGAAUUAGAUGAUAGUAUAUAUGAAAAAAGUUCAAUUUAUACGGAUUCUAUGGAAAAUGCCAGGGUAGAAUUAAAAGGAUUGAUUGAAGAAGGUUAUCCCGUGUUAGGUGAAAUCGGAGAAAUAAUAAUUGGAAAAAAGGAAAUUGUUAAAAAUGACGUCAUCAUAUUUCAUUCAUUAGGAAUGGGUUUGGAAGAUGGCGUUACAGCACGUUUAAUAUUGGAAAAAUAUUCAAAAAAUAAUUAA
Molecule: messenger RNA, 969 nt
Organism: Pediculus humanus corporis (human body louse)
Lineage: Eukaryota; Metazoa; Arthropoda; Insecta; Psocodea; Pediculidae
Product: ornithine cyclodeaminase, putative
Exons: 1
Coding region: 1-969 (322 amino acids)
Cellular component (GO): cytoplasm
Molecular function (GO): hormone binding
Source: RefSeq, a predicted model, not a curated record